Molecule: messenger RNA, 3070 nt
Organism: Balaenoptera acutorostrata (minke whale)
Lineage: Eukaryota; Metazoa; Chordata; Mammalia; Artiodactyla; Balaenopteridae
Product: GTPase IMAP family member 5-like
Exons: 4
Coding region: 199-1185 (328 amino acids)
Molecular function (GO): GTP binding
Source: RefSeq, a predicted model, not a curated record
CUGGAACCUUCGGCCGCGCGCUCGCGCCGACCCGCCGGCACCCAGGCCGCAGCGCCGCGCCUGGGUAAGCUUCCAGCCUGUCUGCCUCAGUUUAUGUCCUGACCAUGGAUGGCAGCAUGGUAUGUGGUGUUCCAAGAGGUUCAUUGACUUUAUAAUCACUUUUCCACCCUGAUAAAUCUAGGAGAAUACACAGGCAAAAUGAGCCAUUCUUCGGUCUUAGCUCCAUGGCAGUUGUGUGAUCGUGGGCAGAAGAGAAUGGAAGGACUUCAGAGGAGCAGAUACGGGACUAUGGCUGAAGGCAGAACAGAACACACGCGGUCUGCAGCCUCGUCCUCACUGAGGAUCGUCCUGGUGGGCAAAACAGGCUGCGGGAAAAGCGCCACCGGGAACAGCAUCCUCGGCCAGCCAGUGUUUGAGUCCAGGCUGGGGGCCCAGUCGGUGACCAGGAAGUGCCAGGGGGCCACGGGCACGUGGAACGGGAGGAGCAUCCUGGUGGUGGACACGCCCCCCAUCUUUGAGGCGAGGGCCCAGGACCAGGAGGUGUACGAGAACAUUGGGGACUGCUACCUGCUCUCGGCCCCGGGGCCUCACGUGCUGCUGCUGGUGACCCAGCUGGGGCGCUUCACAGAGCAGGACGUGGUGGCCGUGACCAGGGUGAAGGAGGUCUUCGGGGCGAGAGCCCUGAGACACAUGGUCAUCCUGUUCACCCACAAGGAGGACUUAGCGGAUGGAUCCUUGCAUGACUACGUAGCCAACACAGACAACCUGAGGCUGAGGGGCCUGGUCCGGGAGUGCGGGCAGAGGUACUGCGCCUUCAACAACCGGGCGUCCGGCGACGAGCGGGGGGAGCAGCUGGCCGGGCUGAUGGCCGUGGUCGAGGGGCUGGAGAGGGAGCACCAGGGCGCCUACCUCAGCAACGACCUCUUCUUUGAUGCACAGCGGCUCCAGCAGGGCGGGGGCGACCCCCACGGGGAAGGUCACGUGCGCUACCUGGCCAAGGUGCGGUCGCAUGUUGCAAAGCAAAAGCAAGACCUGAAAGAGGCCCAGAGAAACCGUGUCUUCAAGGCACUCCUCCGAGUCAAAAACUGGAUCACUUCUCACAUCAGAAUAUUUGCUGUUCUUGUUAUAUGCUUUUUGAUUUUUCUUGCCAUUUUAAUUAGCUUGUGUAGUACUCACGAAUGCUGAGCAUUUUCAGAGGAUACCUGCCAUCAGCUUCCAUUUUUUCAGAGUCAGCGUCUUUAUCUAUGUUGAUAAGGAACUUUAUUUGCUUUUUACAUAAUUUCACUUUCAAUGUCCCUUCCUUGCAUCAGACACACCAUCCAUUUUCUUCAGUUGCUUUUUAUUUUCCAUCCACCUGACCCAUCCGUAGAUCAGUCUAGAGCAGCCUGUUGCCUGAUGUCUGGAAACAGUUCUUUUACACAGGCAUACCUCGGAAACAUCGCAGGUUUGGUUCCAGACCACCACGACAGAGUGACUAUCAAAAGUAUCACACCAGGCUUCCCUGGUGGCGCAGUGGUUGAGAAUCUGCCUGCCAAUGCAGGGGACACGGGUUCAAGCCCUGGUCUGGGAAGAUCCCACAUGCCACGGAGCAACUAGGCCCGUGAGCCACAAUUACUGAGCCUGUGCGUCUGGAGCCUGUGCUCCGCAAUAAGAGAGGCCGCAAUAAUGAAAGGCCGGCGCACUGCGAUGAAGAGUGGCCCCCACUUGCCGCAACUAGAGAAAGCCCUCACACAGAAAUGAAGACCCAACACAGCCAUAAAUAAAUAAAUAAAUAAAAAUUGUAUAACUUUAAAAAAAAAAAAGUAUCACACCAAGUUCUUGGUUUCCCUGUGCACAUAAAAGUUAUGUUUAUGCUACACUGUAGUCUAUUUAGUGUGCAAUAGCAUUUUGUCCAAAAAACAAUGUAUAUACCUGAAUCUAAAAUUACUUUACUGCUAGCCAUCAUCUGAGCCUUCAGUGAGGCAUAAUCUUUUUGCUGGUGGAGGGCCUUCCUCCAUGUUGAUGGCUGCUGACUGAUCAAGGUGGUAGCUGCUGUUGUGGGGCAGCUGUGACAAUUCCUUAAGAUAAGACAGCAGUGGAGUUUGCCACAUCAAUUGACUCUUCCUUUCACAAAUGAUUUCGCUGUAGCACAUGAUGCCAUCUGAUAGCAUUUUACCCACCGUAGAACUUCUUUCUACGAGUGGGUAGAAAGAAGAAUUGGAAUCAGUGCUCUCAAACUCUGCUGUUGCCUUAUCAAUUAAAUUUAUGUAAUAUUCUAAAUCCUUUGUUGUCACUUCAACAGUGUUCACAGCACCUUCACCAGUAGAUUCCAUCUCAAGAAACCGCUGUCUUUGCUCAUUCCUAAGAAGCAACUCCUCAUCUGUUAAAGUUUUAUCAUGAGGUUACAGCAAUUCAAUCGCAUCUUCAGUCUCCACUUCUAAUUCUAGUUCUCUUGCUGUUUCCACCACAUCUGCAGUCACUUCUUCCACUAAAGGGUUGAGCCCCUCAAAGUCGCCCAUAAGGUUUGGAAUCAGCUUCUUCCAAACUCCUGUUAAUGUUGAUAUUUUGACCUCUUCCCAUGAAUCAUGAAUAGUCUGAAGGGCAUCUAGAAUGGUGAGUCCUUUCCAGAAGUUUUUCAAUUAACUUUGCCCAGAUCCAUCAAAGGAAUCACUAUCUAUGGCAGCUAUAGCUUUACGAAAUGUAUUUCCUAAAUAAUAAUACUUGAAAGUCAAAAUUACUCCUUCAUCCAUGGGCUACAGAAUGGAUGAAAUCUCAAACUGCUUAGAACUGCUUUUGCUGCAUCCCAUAGGUUUUGGGUCAUUGUGUUGUCAUUUGUUUCUAUGUAUUUUUUUAUUUCUUCUUUGAUUUCUUCAGUGAUCUCUUGGUUAUUUAGUAGCACGCUGUUUAGCCUCCAUGUUUGUGUGGCUUUUACAGUUUUUUUCCUGUAAUUGAUUUCCAAUCUCAUAACAUUGUGGUCAGAAAAGAUGCUUGAUACGAUUUCAAUUUUCUUAAAUUUUCCGAGGCUUGAUUUGUGACCCAAGAUGUGAUCUAUACUGGAGAAUGUUCCGCAUACACUUGAGGAGAAAGUGUA